AUGAAUUAUUUAACAUAUUUUAAUGAAAUUAAUAUACUUAUACCACUAGGUACUUGAAUAUCUAUUGGUGAUUUAGAUGUUAAUUUUGGUAUUUUACUUGAUAGUUUAUCAAUGGUUGUUAUUGUACCUGUUGGUAUUGUAACAUUAUUAGUAUUAUUUUAUGCUAUUGAUUAUAUGAAAGAUGAUCCUAAUCGUAAUAGAUUCUUAAUGAUUUUAAGUGUUUUUGCUAUAUUUAUGACUAUUUUAGUUAUAAGUGAAAAUUAUUUAAUGAUGUUCAUUGGUUGAGAAUUCGUUGGUAUUAUUUCAUAUUUAUUAAUAUCAUUCUGAAGUACUCGUAUUGCAGCUAAUAAAAAUGCUUUAUCCGCUGUAUUAUUAAAUCGUAUGGGAGAUACUUUCUUUGUUAUCUGUUUAGGUACAAUGAUUACAGUAUUCCAUGCAUUAGAUUUUGAUACUAUAUCAUUAAUGACUCCACAUAUAGAUACAUAUAUAUUAAAUAUAUUAGCAUUAUUACUAUUAUUGGCAUCAACUGCCAAAAGUGCUCAAUUAGGAUUACAUGCUUGAUUAUUAGGAGCCAUGGAGGGACCUACACCUGUUAGUUCUUUAUUACAUGCAGCUACAAUGGUUUGUAGUGGAGUUUUUGUAUUAGUUAGAUCAUCAUUUAUUUUAGAAUAUACACCAUCAAUAUUAUUAACAAUAUUAUGAUUAGGUGGUGUUACAACAUUAAUAAGUGGUUUAAUAGCUAUUACAUCAAAUGAUAUAAAAAGAGUUAUAGCAUUGUCAACAAUGAGUCAAUUGGCAAUGAUGAUGUUAGCUAUAGGAUCUAGUGCUUACGAUUUAGCUAUUUAUCAUUUAUAUUGUCAUGCAUUUUUUAAAGCAUUAUUAUUUAUGUCUGCUGGUUCAAUUAUACAUAGUUAUAUUUCUGAAUCACAAGAUAUACGUAAAUAUGGAGGUUUAUUAACAUAUACACCAUAUAGUUAUACAACAAUGUUAAUAGCAUCAUUAUCAUUAAUGGCUAUACCUGGUUUAUCAGGUUAUUAUUCAAAAGAUAUUAUCAUCGAAACAUUAUAUGGUUCAUAUAAUAUUAGUGGUUAUAUAAUGUUUUAUAUAGCUACAGCAUCAGCUUCAUUAACAGCUAUUUAUAGUUUAAGAGUAUCAUAUUUAACAUUUAAUAAUAUACCAAAUGGUUCACGUUAUACAUAUUCACAAGUUCAUGAAAGUUUAUGAAUGGCAAUACCUAUGUUUAUAUUAAGUAUUUAUAGUAUAUAUUUAGGUUUUGGACGUGAUAGUGUUGUAUUUGAUUUAAAUAUGAGUUUACCUCAUACUAAUGCUUGAAUAGAAACUGAAUAUACAUUACCAGCUAUUGUUAAAUUAUUACCAUUAAUAUUAGGUUUAUCAUUAUCUAUUAGUUUAGUUAUUGUUUAUGAAUAUUAUUAUAAAAUAUUUACUAAUAGUACAUAUAAUUAUUUAAAUAGUAGAAUUUAUUAUGAUCAAUUAUUAAAUAAUUUAAUUAUUAGACCUACUUUAAAAUUAGGUGGUUUAUUAAAUACUAAUGUUGAUAAUGGUUUAUUAAAAGUUCUUGGUAAUACAGGUGCAUCUAGAUUAUUAAAUUCUAUAAAUAUAUUAAUAAUUAUUAAUAUUAUUUACAUAUUCAUUGUUAAUACUUAUUAUUUUAUAAGAUAA
Molecule: messenger RNA, 1680 nt
Organism: Dujonia railenensis
Lineage: Eukaryota; Fungi; Ascomycota; Pichiomycetes; Serinales; Debaryomycetaceae
Source: the annotation of a GenBank genome assembly